GUGCAGCAUCCGGGAUACAGGCUGCCGUUUAAACCUAAAGAAGAAGAAGAAGAACGAGGCGCCAAAUUUUGUAUCGUUCCUUCGUGAACGGAGGGAGAGAAAUAGAGAAAUGAAUCAUGAAUCUUAAAGUCAAAGCAACCGCGGAAUCAAACUCCAACAGUGAUGGAGAUGCCAUCAAGGUGUUUGUGCGGGUUCGGCCGCUGACUCAAGGCUCUGGGUUAACAACAGACGGCGAUCGCAGUCUAUGUCUGACAGUGACCUCACCGCACACCGUCAGACUGCACUGCAAACCAGAGCCUCGGACCUUCACAUACGACCACGUCGCCGACAUGAACACCAGCCAGGAGGAGGUUUUCUCCAGUGUGGCUAAAAACAUUGUGGAGUCGUGCAUGAACGGAUACAACGGGACCAUUUUUGCCUAUGGACAGACGGGCUCAGGGAAGACCUUCACCAUGCUGGGUCCCUCAGAGCUGGAUAAUUUUUCUGAUGAGCUGCGUGGUGUGAUUCCUCGAAGUUUUGAAUACCUCUUCUUCCUCAUCAACAGAGAGGUGGAACGGUCUGGUGGGCUGAAGAGCUUCCUCUGCAAGUGUUCAUUCAUAGAGAUCUACAAUGAGCAGAUCUAUGACCUCUUGGACAGUGUGUCCACCAGCCUGUUCCUGCGAGAGGACAUCAAGAGGGGCGUCUUUGUGGAAGGAGCUGUGGAGAAAUAUGCAGCAUCUGCUGCAGAGGCCUAUCAGGUGUUGUCGAUGGGAUGGAGGAACAGGCGAGUGGCAUCCACCUCAAUGAACCGCGAGUCAUCUCGUUCACACGCAGUGUUCACCAUGACACUGGAGUCAAAGGAGACUGCACAGGAAGUGGUCAACAUCAGAACCUCUCAGCUGAACCUGGUGGACCUCGCCGGCUCAGAGAGACAGAGGGACACGCAUGCCGAGGGUUCACGGCUCAAGGAGGCGAGCAGCAUAAACCGGUCCCUGAUGUGUCUUGGUCAGGUGAUCAUGGCCCUGAUGGAUGUGUCGAAUGGGAAGAACCGUCACAUCUGUUACAGAGAUUCGAAACUGACCUUCCUGCUCAGGGACUCUCUGGGAGGAAACGCCAAGACGUACAUCAUCGCUAACGUUCAUCCUGGCUCCAAGUGCUUCGGAGAGACGCUCUCCACUCUGCAGUUCGCUCAGAGAGCCAAACUCAUCAAAAACAAGGCUAUGGUAAAUGAGGACACUCAGGGUAAUGUCAGUCAACUGCAAGCGGAAGUGAGAAAACUAAAGGAGCAGCUCGCACAUGCUCUUUCACAAGCACGCGUCAUUGAGAUGACACCAUCAGACCAGCAAGCAGGACACUCUGACGCUGAGCUUUCCUAUAAGACACAGUUCAUUCAGGCCAUGAGCAUCUGGAAGAAAGCACAGGAAGACAAGAAGGCUCUUCAGGGGAAGGUGUCUCAGCUGGAAGCUGCCUGGGCUCAGAAGGAGAAAUUCAUCCAGUCCAACCGCAUGAUCCUGAAGUUCAGAGAUGAUCAUAUCGCUCAGCUGAAGAAAGAGCUUCAGACAGGCCAGAGAUCAGACCCUGAUCAGCAGAACCAGCAGCUGCAGGAAGAGAUACGUCUGCUUCGAGAGCAGGUGGAGCACCACCCGCGGAUGAUGCAGUACGCGGCGGAGAACUGUGCCCUGCGGGAGGAGAUUCAAGCCCUGCGUGCUCUGGAUUCGGUCAGAUCUGCGGUCGAGACCAAGGCUCAGUCAUUAACCGCGCUGGAGAAAAGCUUCCUGCAGCUGCUGGAGGCUCAGAGACCAGAGGAGGGCACAGGAGCUCCGCCCAUCUACUCCACCCCUGUCACUAUGGAGACGUUGUCAUCAGUUUCUGUGGAGAGGAUGAAGGUUCAGCUGCUGCAGAAACAGUCAGAGCUCACAGCGACAAUUCAAGCCUUCGAGGAACACAAGGAGGUCAACAAAAAACAGCUAGCUGAACUGGAGUCUGAGAAGCGCUACCUCGAGAAGUCCAACAAACAUCUGGAGAAGAUCCUAGAGGCCACUAAAGCCCACAGCAAACAGGAAGUGUCUCAACUCAACAAGAUUCAUGCUGAGACUAUAAAGAUUUUGACUACACCCACUAAAGCGUAUAACCUGCGUAAUCGGCUGGUGCCGCUGUCUAGCCCGGAGCAUCUGAAUGGACAGCACGAGAACAUCGAGGUUGAUGACAUCCAGAGCGAGCAGCCGCCUCCUGAGAUGAACGAGCUGGCCUGUGAAGCGCUCACUGAAGAACUCAAACAAAUGCAGGAACAGGCUCUCCGUGUUCAGGGCAAGUUAGAUGAGGAGGAAGCCAAAAACAGGAAGCUGCUUCAACAAAUCAGCAAGCUGGAAGAACAGGUUACAGUAGCAGCCGAGAGGUCCAGUCGCACAGAGGAGAUGUUCGGUGCCGAGCGACACUCGCUGCUGGAAGAACAGCUGCGUCUGCAGGAGAGAGUCAAGACGCUGGAACAGCAGCUGGAAGAUGAACACAGAGAGAUGGACAUGCUGCGGGUGGAGGUGCGAGAUCUGCGUGUCGUCUUGCAGUCCUCUGAUAAGGAGCUGGAGGCCGCACGGACAGAGCUGCAGCAGCAGAAAGCAGAGCACGAGAGCGAGACCACAGAUCUGUCCAAGAGCCUGAUCAGCACACAGCUGCAGCUGGACACUGUCAAGCUGGAAUGGAAGCAGGUGCUGGAGAAGCAGCGGGAUCUUCAGGACAUGUAUGACACACUGCAGGCCGAGUUUCAGUUCGAGUUGGAUCAACACACACAGCAGAUGCAGCUCAAGAGCCGAGAGUGCUCAGAAAUGCAAACCAAGAUUAAUGAGUUGCUGCACACUCUUCAGGAAGAGAAAGAGCAGAAUAGCAGUGUGAGAUCCCAGCUGACCGCGCACAGAGAGAGUGUGUCCAAAGAGCUUGUGCAGUCUGUAGAAGAGAAUGCCUCACUGAAGAAACACAUUACUGAGCUGACAAACAAAAAUCAGCAACAGAGCGAUGAGAUCAGUGCUCUACAGCAGAGUGUGUGUUCAACCAACACGACAAUCAACAGCCUCGAGCAGAAGAUCGAACAGGACAAAGUUGUUGUUAUUUAUUUGGUGCAGGAGACCAGAGAUCUUCGAAGCGAGGUGGCUGAAAGAGAUCAGACUGUGUGUUUGCUGCGAGGAGAGAUCUCUGACAUCACUGGGAAGUACAGCACUGUGUGCACUGAGAAAGAGCAGAUGAAGGAGAGCAUGACACACAUGCAGAAUGAACUACAGGAGCUGCGAGAAGCUUCAGAGAGACGGCUUGCUUCAGACCGUGUAGAGGUGGAGCUGCUUCAGGAAGAUCUGGCCUACGCUACAGAUGAGGUGGAGAGACUCGGUAAAGUGGUGGAGGAGCAGGCAGCUUUACUGGAGAGUUCCCGGAGCCUGAACACAGAGAAGGAGAACAGUAUAAACUCCCUGAAAGAACAGGUACCUCUCAUCCUGCCUCAAUUCAUGCUACAGCUUUUGAAUCAGAUAUGAGAUUCUGGAUGUCCCAAAGGAAAAAUACAGACGCCGCACACCCCCUGUGGCUUUGGCUCGAGUCUGUCUCAGGUGCUGGAGUGUCAGGAGAGAGAGCUGGAGAGUCGACGCUCCUCCAUGAUCACUAUGGAGGUUCUGCUGAAAGAGCUCAAUGCAGAACGCACAGCCAAGAACCAAGAGAUCGACAGAUUGAAGGCCCAGCUGAAUGAAAAAGAGAUCGUGCGGAUGGAGAUUCAAACGCUGUUGGACAAGUUUUACGCCGUCCAGAAUCAGCGCAAUCAGAGCGGUUGUGCGCAAGAAGAUGUGAGGGAGGCCACACACAUUUCUGUUUUGAGAGAACUGGAAGAAGAGAAGAAAAUAAAAAACUCCCUGAUGAUGCAGUUGUCUGAAGCACAGACAGCGCUGCAGAGUAAUGAAGUCACUCUUGUCCAGUCUCAGACAUGUGUGCAGGAACUGACCACUGAACUUAGGAACCGCUGUCUGGAGCUGCGGGAGCUGCGGCAGAAAGACCAUCAGCAGGAGAAACUGCAGCAGGAAAUCGAGGUUCUGAGAAAGCAGGUGGACCAUCUGACCGAGGAGAAUGGGAAACUGUUGGGCCAUCAGAACCCCAAGCAGAAGAUUGAGUACCUGGUCAAACUGAAGAAGGAGAUCACCAGACUACAAGAGGAAAAUGGCAAACUCAGGCAGUGUCUUCAUAUGGAAGAAAGUCCUAACACGAGCCAGUAAUAUGCUGACCCUGAACAUGCUGGAGCUAAAAAACUAAAUGAGAUUAGAUUCAAUCACUUUUUAGAUGUAAUUUUUGGACUUGUCUGUUGAUUUUUAUGUGUUUGAUUGUCACAGUGUCUUCAAAUUGAUUUUAUUUUUUUUUAUCCCUUUCUGUUCUAAAUGUUAGCUCUUUGUGUACAAUUUAUUAAUAGUAAUUUUUUUAAACAAAUUAAAGCAAAUCUUAAAAA
Molecule: messenger RNA, 4447 nt
Organism: Cyprinus carpio (common carp)
Lineage: Eukaryota; Metazoa; Chordata; Actinopteri; Cypriniformes; Cyprinidae
Product: kinesin-like protein KIF15-A
Exons: 35
Biological process (GO): microtubule-based movement
Molecular function (GO): ATP binding; microtubule binding; microtubule motor activity
Source: RefSeq, a predicted model, not a curated record